CUUCCUUCAUGACCCUUCCCUAUUUAAAGGCCGGUGUGGAGCCAGAGGGGCCUCAGCAGAGGAUUAAGGCCAAAGCCAUUGCACUCUUCACAACAGCAACUCACCCACUGACCGACUGACAGCUCCCGAUCUUGCUGUGAAGAUCCACUCCGGCUAUAAAGGCUGAGGCAAACGGAUUUAUGUCCAUGAUCAUCCAGCAAGUUUAUCUUUGCAAGUGAGGUGUUUCUAAAAAUUUGAGUUGGAAUUUUGGAACCAACAGAAGCUAACUAUUUGCUCGGACAAAAGUUUUUUUUUUCUUCUAUUGACUCAACUAGAAUUUUUAACAAAACACAACCAGAGCCUUUUUUUGAGAAAUUCAAAGAGUUUCCAGGACUGGAAACCAAAGACACACAGUAACUCCAGUAAUUGCCACGUCCCUUCUGGUAUCCUGUGACAAUGAGUAGUGGUGGGACCACCAUAGUUUCACCACAGGAGCCUCAGGCUUUCAAACGGGCAGUACGGAAGAUAAAAUGCGCCGCUAUGGUGGCCAACCUGGCCAAGAGCUGGCAGGGCUGGGCCAGUGAACACUCCGACAAGCAGGACGCCAUCCCGAGUGGCUGGAUGCCUUCAUCUGUUGAAGAGGUAGACAAAAAAGUACGUAACCAUGACGUCAAACUUACCGUCACCCCGCGUGUAUUCGCGGUUGAUGGCGCCAACGCCGGUGGGAGUAAGAUUCGGACCGGUUCAGUGACCAAGUCUGUGCAGCCAAAACGCAGCGAGUGCAGCAGCAGCGAUUUGGUCAACGCCAUCCGAGGCAGGAUGGAGUCGGGUCCUGAGGAGUGCAAGCCGUUCCUGGGCAACGAGUCACCGACGCGCCGGCGCCAGAUGAGGGCGCUACAGGGCGCAGGAGGAGGAGCGGGUGGAGUCAUCCAAGACAGGAAGCUUUUGCUCCAGCAGGAGAAGAAGUUGGGGUCAAGGAGCAGCAGUGUUGACACAGAGGACAGCGGGCUGGGAGAGGAGGCCGGGCUCAGCGACAACAGCGAAGCAAAAAAUGAGCACGGUGACAUCCAGCCCAAGAAACAGACCAACAGGCCCAAGAUUAAGAUUUCCACUGCGAGUGACAUCAAAAGCCGCUGGCAGCAGUGGUCUGAGCAGCACAUGGAGGGCCAGAAGCUCAACCCCUUCAGCGAGGAGUUUGAUUACGAGUACGCCAUGGCCAAUCGCCUCCGCAAGGGCGACUCCGGCUACGGACGACCCAAAGACGGCUCCAAGACAGCAGAGAGGGGCGACAGGGCCCAGAAACACAUCCACAGGGAGAUGGAGGAGCUGGUGUGGAUUAUCAGAGACAUGGGGUUUAAGGAUAAAGAGGGGAGGACCAUCAUUACCUUCGGCCGGCUCUUUGACCGCUACGUGAAGAUCUCGGAUAAGGUGGUGGGCAUCUUGCUGCGCUGCCGCAAACACAAGAUGCUGGACUUUGAAGGGGAGAUGCUGUGGAAAGGACAGGACGAUGGUGUCAUCAUCACAGUGAGGGACUGAGGACAGAUUCAAUUCAAUUUUAUUUAUAGUAUCAAAUCAUAACACAGGUUAUCUCGAGACACUUUACAGAUAGAGUAG
Molecule: messenger RNA, 1593 nt
Organism: Perca flavescens (yellow perch)
Lineage: Eukaryota; Metazoa; Chordata; Actinopteri; Perciformes; Percidae
Gene: abraa
Product: actin binding Rho activating protein a
Exons: 2
Coding region: 436-1515 (359 amino acids)
Biological process (GO): positive regulation of Rho protein signal transduction; positive regulation of transcription by RNA polymerase II
Cellular component (GO): sarcomere
Molecular function (GO): actin binding
Source: RefSeq, a predicted model, not a curated record